CUCUCCUUGAAGAUUUGCUCGUGACACCCUUGGAUCUUCAUCAUGGUUGCUCUUCAAGUAUUGCUUACGGCUGUAGUAUAUGGCCAUGUCGUCGCGGCUCAAUGCCCAUAUAUGGGCGGUGAACUCAGAGCCCGAGAUGUCCCCGCGUCGACCGACGAUUUUCUCAAGCAAUAUGAGGUCGAUGACACUGAUGUCGUUCUGACCAGCGACGUUGGUGGGCCGAUUUCGGACCAAGAAAGCCUCAAAGCUGGCGGGCGUGGCUCUACGCUGCUGGAAGAUUUUAUCUUUCGCCAGAAGAUACAACAUUUCGAUCACGAACGCGUGCCAGAACGAGCAGUCCAUGCUCGUGGUGCCGGUGCUCACGGUAUCUUCACUUCUUACGGCGACUGGUCAAAUAUCACCGCGGCAUCAUUCCUUGGCUCCAAGGGCAAAGAGACACCCGUCUUCAUCCGCUUCUCCACCGUUGCUGGCAGCAGAGGCUCUCCAGAUACCGCUCGGGAUGUCCACGGAUUUGCUACUAGGUUCUACACCGAUGAAGGAAAUUACGAUAUCGUCGGCAACAAUAUCCCCGUGUUCUUCAUUCAGGACGCUAUCAAGUUUCCUGACCUCAUUCAUUCUGUGAAGCCCUCUCCGGACUCGGAAAUCCCGCAGGCUGCUACAGCACAUGACACAGCCUGGGACUUUUUCAGCCAGCAGCCAAGCGCCUUGCAUACUCUUUUUUGGGCCAUGUCGCCAAAUGGCAUUGUCAGGUCUUUCCGUCAUAUGGACGGGUUCGGUGUCCAUACUUUUAGAUUUGUAACAGACGACGGUAAGACCAAAUUAGUAAAGUUCAAGUUCCGCACGCUGCAAGGCAAGGCCAGCUUGGUAUGGGAAGAGGCCCAAGCUACGUCCGGGAAGAACUCGGAUUUCCACAGACAGGACCUUUUCGACUCCAUUGAAAAGGGGAGGUUCCCGGAGUGGGAGUUCGGCGUACAAAUCAUGGACGAGGAGGGCCAGCUCCGCUUUGGCUUUGAUCUUUUGGAUCCAACAAAGAUUGUCCCCGAAGAGCUUGUACCUGUCACACCACUAGGAAAACUUGUGUUGAAUCGCAACCCGAGGAACUACUUCGCGGAGACUGAGCAGAUAAUGUUUCAACCAGCGCAUAUCGUAAGAGGAAUUGAUUUUACGGAAGAUCCCCUCCUACAAGGCCGGCUGUUCUCGUACCUUGAUACUCAACUAAACCGCAACGGAGGACCGAACUUCGAGCAACUACCAAUCAACCAACCUCGCGUACCAGUACACAACAACAACCGGGACGGCGCAGGCCAAAUGUUCAUUCCCCUCAACACUGCCGCCUACAGCCCCAACACGCUCAACAAAGGCUCGCCUGCGCAAGCCAACGAAACUAUUAACAACGGCUUUUUCACCGCGCCCUCCCGCGGCGCCUCGGGCAAGCUCACCCGCGCCGUCUCCCCCACCUUCGCCGACGUCUGGUCGCAGCCCCGCCUCUUCUUCAACUCGCUGCUCCCCACCGAGCAGCAAUUCCUCAUCAACGCAAUCCGCUUUGAAACAUCCAAUCUCAAAUCAACCGUCGUGAAGAACAAUGUUUUAAUCCAGCUUAACCGUAUCAGUCACGAUGUGGCCGUUCGCGUGGCGUCCGCUAUCGGGCUAGAGGCGCCUGCGGCCGACGAUACGUACUACCACAACAACAAGACGAGCGGGGUGAGUGUGUUUGCGAAGAAGUUGCUGAAGUUGGACGGGUUGAGGGUAGCUUUUUUGACGACCGGGAAGGGGGAUGAUUCGAGUCUCAAGGGGUUGAAAGACGCAUUUGCGAAGGAGAAUGUGGAUGUGGUCGUCGUUGCGGAGGUGUUGUCUGAGGGUAUCGACGUCACCUACGCGCUCGCUGAUGCCACGGCGUUCGAUGGGAUCAUCGUCGGGGAUGGGACAAAAGCGCUCUUCUCGACCGCGCAGGGGUACGGCAAUGGCACCGCGGCGUCGACGCUGUUCCCCGCGGGUCGGCCGUUGCAGGUUCUGCAGGAGGGGUAUAGGUACGGGAAACCGGUUGGCGCGGUUGGAGAUGGGACGGCGGCGUUUGCGGCAGCGGGUAUCAAGGAGGGUGAUGGGGUCAUCUUGCAGAAGAGCGGUGGGGAUUUGAGCAAAGAUUUCUUGGAGAGUCUAAGGAGUUUCAAGAUCUUGAGCCGGUUCCCGUUGGAUGCGUAGGGUAAGGGCGGUUGGUGUGUAGAAUGCAGAUUAGGCUACAUAUUUAAUCACCGAUGUCUUGCUAGCUGAGAUAUCUCUUAUAGUGCUGUCAAGCAAACGAGAUUAGAGCCCAGGCAGUGGGGUUCACGUGUUUAGCCCCGUUC
This is a messenger RNA of Mytilinidion resinicola, 2342 nucleotides long. Its product is annotated as catalase. Lineage: Eukaryota; Fungi; Ascomycota; Dothideomycetes; Mytilinidiales; Mytilinidiaceae. The transcript has 8 exons. The record is from RefSeq and is a predicted model, not a curated record. Gene Ontology annotation, biological process: hydrogen peroxide catabolic process; response to oxidative stress. Gene Ontology annotation, cellular component: cytosol. Gene Ontology annotation, molecular function: heme binding; catalase activity. The coding region runs from base 112 to 2199 and encodes 695 amino acids.